GGGAUAAGAUCUUUCCAGAGUAAGAAGCAUGGUUCGAGAACGAAAAUGCAUUUUAUGUCACAUUGCGUACAACUCAAAAAAGGAGAUGGAAGAACACAUGAGAAGCAUGCUUCACCACAGAGAACUUGAAAACCUGAAGGGAAGGGAUAGCAACCAUGAAUGCCGGGUGUGCAGGGUCACCCUGGUGGGUUUGUCAGCAUAUGCCAAGCACAUCUCCAGCCAGCUGCACAAAGAUAAUGUUGAUGCCCAUGACAGAAAAGAGGAAGAGAAAGAAGAGGCAGAAGAAGAGUACCUUGACAAAGAACUCAUUCAACUAAUCAAGCAAAGGAAGGAACGGAACCGACAAGCUGAACCAAGCUGUGCAAACCAAGAAUUAGAAUGUGAUGAUAGGAGAUCACAGAGAAGGCGAGAAGAAAGAGCUACUUACAAAGAAAGAGAAGCUUAUGAUCAGUCAUUGUGGCAUCAUCAUAAUACAUCACAGAGGGACUGGAAGUGGGAAAAGGAUGAUUAUAUUAGUCCUAGGCAAGGCAAAUUUUCACAUUCUCAGAGGAACCUUAAUAUAAACAGACAUUCAGGCGGCCCAAGGGGACGCUCUGGGUGGCAUCAAAAUGUUUCAGGAAGCUCUUCAAAUCGGCAUAACUAUGGGAAUUCUGGAAAUGUUUGGCAUCCAAGUGGACGGGGAGGAGGAACCUCAAAUUGGCAUCACAGUGCCAGGGAGAGAAAUUCUACUUGGCACUCAGAAGGAACAGGUCAUUUUUCUAGCUGGAAUUGCAAGAGUUAUGGAGGAAACUGGAAAUCUAGUCCUCAUGGUGCAAAUGGCUGGAAUUUUGGAAGCUCAGGAGAUACAUAUUCAGUAGAGCCAAUUAAAUAUAAUAAGGAAAGAUAUACAUGGCAGCGGCAGGAGAAAGAUAUGGACGCUCUGCCAUACAGAGAUCGAAAAAAAAGGAGUGACUUGGUUGAUUUUACUAGUGAUAAACUUCCUUCUGAGGGGGCAUUGGAUUUUGGUACGUCGAAGCAACCAGAAAGCAAAACUUCAAGAGCCAGUGGAAAAAGUGGCAGUCCUUCCAGAGAUAAAAUGUAUCGCUGGACUCCCUACCCAUCCCAGAAAGCUGCAGAGCAGCAACCACGGUCUGAAGAUAACGUUUCUAAAACUCCCGAUAAAACAGAUUCUGCAUUUAUGUCUCAUACUGAUUCAUCAAUGAAAGGAAAAACUUGUGAAGCCAAUGUUAGCCUUUCAAAACUUAAAAAACUGGAAGCAUCUUCCCCUUCUAAUGUAACCUCAGAUCACCUUGAUUCUUGCAGGGUAAUGAAAGACUGUUCCAGUGGUGAAAAGCCUGGCAAAGAUGAUGGCAGAAGUAAUAGGAUGCCAUCACUGAAAUCCCCUCUUCUGAAUAUCACAGAUAGGAAGCUAUCUUCCCCAAAGCAGGACACAAACAGUCUCCUAAAAAAUGUCAAGCCACUGCUAUCAUCAACUAGUGGUGAAGAGCAGAAUCAUUUGAAUGCACUGAACGUGGAAAAAACCAGUUUCUCUUCUUAUUCAUCAAAGCUGCAUGGUGCAAGUCCUGGUAACUUACAAGACAACAAAGAUGUUCUUGCUGGCAAUCUUGGAGAGUCUGUUAAUAGCUUAAGUGAAGCAGAACAAAACCCCAAAGAUGUUCAGUCCAACCAUUCCUUGCAAAAUGCUCCCUUAAGCUCUUGCAAGAAUACAAGUGACCAGAAUAGGGAAGGAACUGGGAAAGCAUCGCCAAAGAACGAGUUCAGACUAGAUUCAUUAGAAGAUGUGAGCGAUGAUGAUUUAACAGGAAGUGAGAAGUCAGAAGCAAGAGUUGAAAAGUUGGGUUCUUCUGUUAGUUCUUGUUUACCCUAUGACACUCCAGAAGUUAAACCUGCCACCUCUGAAAAGGUAGAUGAUGAAAAGCCGGCUGCUUCAAGUAUUGCUUCUGCUGAUGUAAAAGAUUCUACUUUUCAGAUGGAAUCCACAGUUUCUCCAUCAAACGGUCAGGACCAUUUGCAUGUGGAUUUGAAAACCUCCUCACAGGAUGGAGAAGAGGAUGAAGAGCCUGUCAAGUCACAUGAUCACUUUGAAAUGGAAGGUUUUGAAAAUCCUUCAGAUCAUGAGCUGCAAAAAGGAGGAAGCCAGUCACUAGGCCUCCUUCCUGAUUUAAGCAAAUUUGGCCUCCCUGCCUCUCUGCAAAGAGACCUGACACGACAUAUUAGUCUGAAGAGCAAAGUCGGGACACAUCUUCCAGAGCCCAAUCUCAAUAACGCACGGCGCAUUCGGAAUGUGAGUGGCCAUCGGAGAAGUGACACCGAGAAAGAAUCGGGGCUUAAACCCACCCUCAGGCAGAUUCUCAGUGCUUCCCGGCGAAAUGUAAACUGGGAUCAAGUCAUUCAGCAAGUAACCAAGAAGAAACAGGAACUUGGCAAAGGUUUACCAAGGUUUGGCAUAGAAAUGGUACCUCUUGUUCAAAAUGAGCAAGAGGGUCUAGAACUUGGUGAAGAAUCUGACCUGUCUACUCUGGAAGGAUUCCAGUGGGAAGGGAUUUCCUUAGCAGUGCCUGGCUCAGCCAGAAAACGUAGUUUUUCUGAAAGCAGUGUCAUUGCAGACAGAAAUCCUUCUGCUUAUAGCUUCUUCAGUGAAAAAGCCAAAAUAAAAGAAAGUGGGCAAAGGCAAAUAAUUGCAGCCAGUCACUCCCAUCACAUAACAUCUGGGUAUGAGGCAAGCGCUGACAUUGAGGCUGACUUGAAACAGGAGACCUCUUCUCUUCCUUUACCACCAUUUAUGUCUGAAAGAACCGAGACUAGUGGAAGGAGACGCAGCCUACAGGCCACCUCUGAGGUCACAGGCCUCACAAAACAAGACCAGGAGAGCCCAGAGAAGAGAACACCGCUUCUUGAAAAACAAAAUGUGCUAGAAAUCUCAGAAGAAAAUCGUCCGGCUUCAAAUAAUCCUUCACUACUUACUGUGUCUAAUAACAUAGAUGCAGCUACAGACAGUAGCUGCACAUCUGGUACUGAGCAGAAUGACAGCCAAGGAAUUGGAAAGAAACGAAGAGCAACUGGA
This is a messenger RNA of Balearica regulorum gibbericeps (East African grey crowned-crane), 3064 nucleotides long. The record is from RefSeq and is a predicted model, not a curated record. NCBI's taxonomy places the organism in Eukaryota, Metazoa, Chordata, Aves, Gruiformes, Gruidae.